AUGUUGAAAGAUCUGCUGAAACAAUUCUCAUUCUCAUUGGUCAUGUGUAAACACAUACUGAAUGCCCAAGUAGCUAUAAGAGCUCCAUGCUGCAAGAAGUUCUUCGAUUGCCCCCAGUGUCACGAAGAAUCACAGGAUCAUCCCUUGAGGAAGACCAUGGAGAUGGCUUUCAUGUGUAAGAAAUGCAAAAAAGCUUUUAGAAAAGACAUGACGACCUAUGAGGAAUCCGACGAAUAUUGUCCUCAUUGCGAUAAUCAUUAUGUGAUAGAAGCCAAGGAACCACAGGCGAUGAUUGGGGUAGAAGGUGAAGAUGCCAGAAUAGAUGCUAGGAUGAUCAAAGACGAUCGAGUGCGGGAAGAUCCACAGAGGAGUUUAUUCGCUCAGAAGGACGUUUCGGAUAAAAUAGAUACUCCCCUUUGGCAAUUACCUGGAAGGACGUGA
Kwoniella botswanensis is the source of this 441-nucleotide messenger RNA. RefSeq lists its product as uncharacterized. Gene Ontology annotation, cellular component: mitochondrial intermembrane space. The record is from RefSeq and is a predicted model, not a curated record. Lineage: Eukaryota; Fungi; Basidiomycota; Tremellomycetes; Tremellales; Cryptococcaceae. The coding region runs from base 1 to 441 and encodes 146 amino acids. The transcript is spliced from 6 exons. Gene Ontology annotation, biological process: protein import into mitochondrial intermembrane space. Gene Ontology annotation, molecular function: zinc ion binding.